AUGUGCUACCAGGAAGAAAAAAUUGCAUACAUUGCCAGAGAAGAUCUUGGUGGGCAGCCAAAGACGGGAACUCUCAAAAAAAUCACUGCUCUGCUGAACCAAAUUAAGCAGGUGCGCGAAUCAUCGCUUCUGAAAAUUCUUGAAGACCUGUCGAGUGUCGAUCUAAGCAAUUUUUUGGACGAUGCCAUUACUUCGCUCUUAGAACACGAUGGCAGAAAUGUCCAUACAACGAUGCGGAUCGUCUUCAAAUUGAGCAGAACCUAUGAUGACUUUGAUGAUGUUUUCCUGCAUAGCUUCAAGGAAAUACUACGUCAGAAUCUGAAAACGGAGUGCAUUGACUUUUAUGCCAUUAUUUACGCCGAAAUUUGUGCUUGCGGAAUCGAAAAACAGGAAAGGUACAGGAAUUUUCUCCGAAAGACAAUGGAAGGAAACUUUUAUAAACAUAAGCUUGGCGUGCUACACAGCAUCAUUGCAUUCCUGAUGGAACAAAUCUGUGAGCUGGAGCAAAUGCAUAACGACCACAGAAACAUUAUCCAGGCCUUGUCAACAUACUACCGUGACAAUUUAGAAUUUCUUAAGGAACUUUACAUAAAGCUUGACAAAUCGUCUGGGGACCAGAAAUAUAUCAAGUUAUUGAACAACGCGCUUGGAAUAGAAAUCCAAUCGGAUAACUUUGUACAAAUCAUUGAGCUUACGGAGAAGGAAAAAAAGUUUUAUAAGAAUCACAAAGUGCCCAACCACAGCACGAACGAGAAGUCUUGCCGAAUGACAACGGAUAAGAUUGUACAAAAUAUACGAAAUCCCUAUUUUGUGGUAAGCAACUUGACGCGGAACCAAAGGAAGGAAGAGUUUAUUAUGUCUCUUCUCAACGAGUCCGUCGAGUUGAAAUAUCUUGCUAAGAUAGCAGCGAUUCUUAACCUUGACUAUAAUGUUGAGAUAAUCGACAUGAUACACUCCCACUCAAAUGUUGCAACGAAAACGCUUUCUGAAUUGGUCAUUCAGGCUGUUAGAUCGGAGCGUAAGGUUUAUUUUGCGUGUGAGCUGUUCAAGUUUGAUUGCUUUGACCGUGAUAAAUUGAUUUCCAUGUUUCAUUUUUUGCUGAAAACGAAAAAAUACGAGAUGCUUAUCAACUGCCUGGAGCGAGCUGGGCGCUUUCUGCUUGCCAGAGAAUAUUCAAGUGGUGGAAAUGAGGAUAUAAUAAAGCUCCUGCUGUAUUUGAACACUAGGAGCUCUGAUGUUGGUGUUAAUGAACGACGAGCCAUUAGAAACUGUUUGGAAAGAAUUGUCAAAACAAGUGAUGAGCUGGACAGCAGCGAUGUACGCAAUUUCAUGGAGUUUCUGGUGGGCAAGUGUAAGCUCAUAGAAGACGGUGAGCCUGUGCUUGAAUUUGACAUAAGUGACAAGCUUGCUGUGCUAUUUGAGACCAACAAACUGUUUUUGUUUACGUAUCUGUUGGACUUGUGGUCGUUCCCUGUCCCGAUAAAAUUAGCAAAGAUUUUCAUUUUCUUUGGAUUUAACAUCGAUUUGGUGCAGAGCUGCAUCUCAAUAUGCAUGGAAAGAGAUGAAAAACACAAAGCGAUAAGCUAUGCAAAGCUGUAUGGAUGUAUGUUGAGCGUAUCCAUGGCGCGAGACUUGGGGCUGUCUGCGAAAAUUGAUUCAUUUGUCAAAAAGAUUUUUUUUUCAAGCAACGGCAACGAUGUGUGCAAAAUUUAUCUCGUUUGCGAAUUUCUAAGUCCAUUUCCAGCAUCUAUUAAGACAAGCUGCGCAAAUCUCAUGAGGGACUUCGUUGAAAUGAAUGAUGAGAAGGAUUUAAAGGUGCACUUUGUAAAUUUUUGCCGGGUUAACAACAUAGAGACCGAUGAUGUAUAAAGAAUUGUCACUGCAAAUGAGUCCAGUGGACAUUCUUGUUUUAUACCGGCUCUUUGGGAAUAAAAUGAUAGUCCUCAGAGAGACAAGACGGAUUAUCCUGGGAUAAAACCGCACGUAGAUAUUGGGUAUAAUUACCGCGAAAAUUAGUGUUUACUGUUUAAAAACAUGCUUUCCAGCACCGAAUUAUCGUAUUUAGAGGUAUUCGUUGGUAUGCUGCGGAGACAGGCUGAUUGCGCUCUUUGGUAAUAUUCUGACUAAAACAUCCGUGA
Molecule: messenger RNA, 2138 nt
Organism: Vavraia culicis subsp. floridensis
Lineage: Eukaryota; Fungi; Microsporidia; Pleistophoridae
Exons: 1
Coding region: 1-1869 (622 amino acids)
Source: RefSeq, a predicted model, not a curated record